Messenger RNA from Strigops habroptila (Kakapo), 4499 nucleotides. RefSeq names its product Ral GEF with PH domain and SH3 binding motif 2 (gene RALGPS2). The record is from RefSeq and is a predicted model, not a curated record. Gene Ontology annotation, biological process: Ras protein signal transduction; positive regulation of GTPase activity. Gene Ontology annotation, cellular component: plasma membrane. The transcript is spliced from 20 exons. Gene Ontology annotation, molecular function: guanyl-nucleotide exchange factor activity. Bases 1126 to 2880 code for a protein of 584 amino acids. NCBI's taxonomy places the organism in Eukaryota, Metazoa, Chordata, Aves, Psittaciformes, Psittacidae.
GUCAAAAUACCAGUGAGAGUUUCCACAAGAUCAGGAGCUCAGGUUGAUUGGAACCGAUUUUUUGGUUCCUACUAUUCUUUGGACCCCAGGGUCUUCGGUAGCAACUCUGCAGAGGGAUCUGUGAUCAAAACAAAUGACACUCUGUACUGACAUUAUGACUAAGAACAAAGAGGAUGUUGGUCAUCAUGACUCUUAAGCUAUUCAUAAAAUGGCACUGUGGCUAUGUUUCCUCAAAGCUUUUGUACUGUUCUGGACAGGCAGUUUUUAAUGUAAUUUUAGGAUCAUCUUUUAAAUGCUAUUUGUACAGUAUAUUUUUGGGAUAGUGCUUGACCCAAGCUGAGACAAGAAUAUCCCUGGAUUCUGCUGUAGAAGGGAGUCAGGCUUAGGUGUCCUGUGAGGCACCUAUGAGAGGCCAGUACUCUCUGACAAGGGUGUAAUGUUUAAUAACAAAUUUAUUAUUUGAAGAUAGUUGAUGUUACAGAGGAUUUCUAAUUCAGCAGAGUGAUACAAAAGAUACUAAAUCACAAUAUAAAUGCAAGUUAAGCUAAGCAAAAUCAAUUUCAGUAUACAGUUCGCAAUGCCAAAAUGUGAUCCCCAUUAGUGGUCUCAAGAAUAUGCUUGCUGUCUCAAUGUUGGGCAACCCCAGUCACCAGGAAGGAAUACAGGUGUUGAAGCUAACUCAAGCCUGCUGCUCUCUUUGAAAUUCCUUUAUUAAUUACUUAGGUUUUGUACUCAGUUGAGCUGAACCACUUCUUCACUCCCCCCAUGUGGUCUAGCUAACUCAGGGAGACAUUCAGGUUUUUUUAAUGAACUUGGGGAGAAACAUUUACGCCACUAGUUGAUUCACUCAACUGUGAUGUAGUCAGUUGAUCAACUGACAUAGCUGUUUAUCUAAAACAAAGGCCACCCUCUUGUCCUCUUUGUGCUGAGAUAAAGUCAGCUUCUUUGAAACAGCUGUGGUCAACCACACCCUGCAUUGUUCUCUGAGCAUCAGCAAUGUGACCAUGAAGCUCAUCUUCACAGAACUGCCUUCCAUUUUGGGGUUUAUAGGAAUGGUUACUCAGUUGCCUUGGAGAUGAUCCUGCUGCUGUAAAUGUAGGGCGGAAGAUUAAUGGUGUGGGCAGGAUGGACCUAAUGAACGGACAGUCAAGCAGUGUUAAUAUUGCAGCUACUGCUUCAGAGAAGAGUAGCAGCUCUGAAUCCUUGAGUGACAAAGGAUCAGCUGAGCUGAAGAAGAGCUUUGAUGCAGUGGUAUUUGAUGUUCUAAAGGUUACACCAGAAGAAUAUGCGGGUCAGAUAACUCUAAUGGAUGUCCCUGUAUUUAAAGCAAUUCAGCCAGAGGAGCUGGCAAGCUGUGGCUGGAAUAAAAAAGAGAAAUACAGUUCUGCACCAAAUGCUGUUGCUUUCACCAGAAGAUUCAAUCAUGUAAGCUUCUGGGUUGUUAGAGAGAUCCUACAUGCACAAACUUUAAAAAUAAGAGCUGAGGUUUUGAGCCACUAUAUUAAAACUGCCAAGAAACUGUAUGAGCUGAAUAAUCUGCAUGCUCUUAUGGCAGUUGUGUCAGGCCUACAGAGUGCGCCAAUCUUCAGGCUGACUAAAACAUGGGCGUUAUUGAGUCGGAAGGAUAAAGCCACAUUUGAAAAGUUGGAGUAUGUUAUGAGUAAAGAAGAUAAUUACAAAAGGCUUAGAGACUAUAUCAGCAGCUUGAAGAUGACUCCUUGUAUUCCCUAUUUAGGUAUUUACCUGUCAGACUUGACAUAUAUUGACUCUGCGUACCCAUCAACAGGGAGCAUUUUGGAAAGCGAACAAAGAACAAAUUUAAUGAACAAUAUUCUUCGAAUUAUCUCAGACUUACAGCAGUCGUGUGAAUACGAUAUUCCUCUGUUGCCUCAUGUCCAGAAAUACCUGAACUCAGUUCAGUACAUAGAAGAGCUACAAAAGUUUGUAGAAGAUGACAAUUACAAACUUUCAUUAAAGAUAGAACCAGGGACCAGCACCCCACACUCUGCUGCUUCCAGAGAAGAUUUAGUAGGCUCUGAAGUUGGAGCGUCUCCACAAAGUAGACGGAAAAAUGUUGCAGCUGAAGGAGCCUUGCUACCACCAACACCCCCUUCACCCAGGAACCUGAUACCGCAUGGACAUAGGAAAUGUCACAGUUUGGGAUACAAUUUCAUACACAAAAUGAAUACAGCUGAAUUUAAAAGCGCAACAUUCCCCAACGCAGGACCAAGGCACCUACUGGAUGACAGCGUCAUGGAGCCUCAUGUCCCAUCCCGAGGACAGGCAGAAAGCUCUACCCUUUCUAGUGGAAUUUCAAUAGGUAGUAGUGAUGGUUCUGAACUCAGUGAAGAGACCUCCUGGCCUGCGUUUGAAAGGAAGAGGUUGUACCAUUCCCUCGGUCCGGGAACAAGAGUGUCACGAAAUGGCUAUCGAGGCCACAUGAAGGCCAGCAGCUCCUUAGAAUCUGAAGAUCUGGCUGUUCAUUUGUAUCCAGGAGCAGUUACUAUUCAAGGUGUUCUCAGGAGGAAGACUUUGUUGAAAGAAGGCAAAAAACCUACAGUAGCAUCUUGGACAAAAUACUGGGUAGCCCUGUGUGGAACCCAGCUCUUUUACUAUGCUGCAAAAUCUCUGAAGGCUACAGAGAGAAAACAUUUCAAAUCCACACCGAGUAAGAAUGUGUCCGUGGUGGGCUGGAUGGUGAUGAUGGCAGACGACCCUGAGCAUCCAGAUCUCUUCUUAUUGACUGAUUCUGAGAAGGGAAAUUCGUACAAAUUUCAAGCUGGAAACAGAAUGAAUGCAAUGCUCUGGUUUAAACACCUGAGCGCUGCCUGCCAAAGCAACAGACAACAGGUUCCUGCCAACUUGAUGACCUUUGAAUAAUAGGUUAAUUCAAAACAAGAACAAUUUAAACCAUCUCAUAAUCGAGAACGAGGUCCUGAUGAAACAUGUGCCAGCUGUAUUCUGUGCCAGAACAGAGCCUGUCAACUCAAUCUCUGAACUCUGGAGCCCUGAACAAAACCACUAAUGGUUGGGGAGUAGAGUCCCCGAAUUAAAAAUGGAGUUACAACAAGAAUUGCCAUGGACCAUGCUUCAUUAUGUUCUCUGAACUGACCUGUGGAAACCACUGCCUUAAAGAGUGAAAGGAGAAACAACAUGAAACACCAAAUAGUGUGUGUGAAAAUUCUGGCGGUGCUGUGCUUGAGUUAAAUAGAUUGUAGCUAGUUUGAGUUUCUUUUAACUUUAUAUUAAUUUUGAAAAUAACUCACCUUUUUAGGCAUUCUUAAGAAAACAAGUAAACUGGUAUUUAAGACUUGUAUCAAAAGCUAUGUAUGAACCGGGUAAAAGAGGUACUACACGUUCUAGAUAUGUUGUUUAUACCAGGAGUUGUCGAUGGGAGCUUGCCCCAGGCACACUUAGUCUGGAGCAAUGUUAUUUCUCUCAGACCUACAAGUAGAAGAAAUGUUAACCACUGCAAGCUUAAAGUAGCAGUAAGCUUGCAAACCUUAGUACUGUAUGGGAGCCAUAUUCCCUACAAGUGGCACAAAGGCUGAGCACUUACACACCAAAAGUUUUUUGGUACGUUGUUACCUAAUUCCGUGUUAAAAACGUAGUUCGUGUGUUUUGGGUGGUCAAGGUGUGUGUGUGGAAGAGACAAACCUGAAAGCACUGUGGGGUCAGAGCUGAGUGUUUUCUUCCCAUUUGUUUCUAUACCUGUCACUCUCCUACAUGCAAAGGUUGAAUGACAAAAGAACCAAACACCUGGGUAUAGCUCACUGAGACAUUUUUCUUCUCUGGGUAUCUGUUAAUUAUCAGUUAGGGACCACUGUUAGCAUAUGGUGUUUCAUAGUAUCACUUAAGAUCUCCAUUUUAAAAAGAUAGAGGCACAAUUUCAAGCUUUCAUGUUCUCAUUUGGCAAUAACUGGUUUUAGUAUCUGUCUUGGUCGAAAUAGUUGACGUUGUGUGGUGCUGAUAACAUGGCCUAAAGCAGACCUUACAUACAGAAACUCUUUUGAUCUCCAGACAAAUAAUUAAUAUAUUAGAAGGUAGUGUAACCUAGGGAGAGAAAAGGUGUGGGACUGAAAAUUCCACCCUUAACAGGAAUAAUUCUUGGUCACUGAAAUUACUCUCAGAGAAAAACAUGGUUAUAAAAAGGGAGCUAUGCUUUAUGUGUGUUUUAUGCUUAAGACUUUGAUUCUUGCUUUAUUUGGGUUUCCUUGACGUCACCUAGGUAGAGUUUCCUGGAUGAUUAGUCUUUCUUUAAUCUUCAAAAAUAUGAUCUUUGUAAAGCAAGGAGACAUUGUCCAAAAUAUGACUCUGAUGUCAGAACUCUGAAGUCUGUGAAAAAGUAGUAACUGUUCCAUUGACAUUGUGGUUUAGUGGCCGUAAAUAUGCCUGUAGAUUCCACUAUGAAUACUCCUUUUUAAAAAGAAAUAAGCUACCUACCAGUCUGUGGCAGAGUUCUCUGACUAUCUAAUAAAGGUUUCUACUAGUAGUUAUUA